Dicentrarchus labrax (European seabass) is the source of this 3536-nucleotide messenger RNA. RefSeq names its product calcium binding protein 2b (gene cabp2b). The transcript has 7 exons. The record is from RefSeq and is a predicted model, not a curated record. Bases 2468 to 3163 code for a protein of 231 amino acids. Gene Ontology annotation, molecular function: calcium ion binding. NCBI's taxonomy places the organism in Eukaryota, Metazoa, Chordata, Actinopteri, Moronidae.
GUGGCCUCUAGUGGCGACUGCUGAUUAUUGCAACAAUUGAUCAUUAUGUUUCAUCCUGAGAAGGUUCUUCGACAUAGAAAUAAUGUGAAAAGCUUAAUACUGUAGUUAUUGUACGAAAUUACACCUUCACAUAAUUAUUUAAAAAAAACCCGCACUGGUGUUUGUUUUACUUAUGUUUCCUCAUUAGACUUCUUCUCAGGACUAUGAUGCAUUGACUGGGCUUGACUGAUAUCUCUAUCCCUCUUCUCUUAGCUUUGUUGCACCUGUUAAAGUGGGACAAAGUACAUCUAUCCCUAUUUAAGUUAGUUUGUGGACUUCCCCGUCAACCAGCAACAACCUCUAAUCAGACAGAAUAAGUGAAAGCACCUGUGUGAGCAUGCAAAGCUUUUAUUGGCAGCAAUAAACAGAUAUGUUGGGAGGUCUGUAAAAGCAUUGAGCGAGUGAAUAAAGUGAGUCAGAUAAUAAUUAUUUAGACAUUCAUCAGGUCUGGGCUGUCCUGGUAGCUCACCUAGUAGAGGAAACAAUUUUAAUUUCACCAAUAAUCUGCCUUAUGAAUGUUUUUUAAUACAGUUCCAGUAGAAUAACAUUUCUGCUUAUGCUUUUGUCUUCAUUUGAGUCUGUUUCUCACAGAUGAAAUCAAUAGCAAUAAUACUAUCCAGCCAAUUUAGCUUUACUUGUCUUAAUGUUUCUAUAUUGUAUUCAUACUGUGUACAUUCUUAUAUAUAAUGUGCAGAGAAUGUGUUUCCAUUUUGGAGACAUUCAAAGGUAAAAUUGGAGAUCUAAUGGGUAAAAUUUACUUCCUGGUGCGCACACACAGACACACACACAGACACACACACAGACACACACAUACACACACACACACACACACACACACACACACACACACACACACACACACACACACACACACACACAGAAGCUGUGCUGUCCAUAUGGAUGCACUGUAGUAAGCAGCAUGUCAAAUCUGCUUUUGGAGAGAUUUGUUGACAGAUGCUUUGUACAAGCUCAGCUGACCACUUAGCACUGCACUUAUAACCUAGACUUGUGAUUUUAAAUGUUGUCAUCAUUUUAAAACAGCUUGCCCAAACCAGUUCUGGGAUGAAAGAGGUCAAGUUCAGCGAGCUCAAACCACCUUGCACCUCGAGCAGCUACAUCCUGCCAAGUGGGACAGGAUCGCCUAGACUAAGAUGUGUUUGACAGCUGAGUUAUGAGCACAUGAGCUCCGAGUUGAUAGUAAUAAUUAGGAACUUGUGAGAUUAUCUUUCCCCUCUGGUCUUUUAUUCUAUGUUUUGUAACUAGAUUUAUGACUGCAUGGACAUAAGUCUUUUGCAUCAUAUUAACUUUAGCAUACACUUCUAUUUUUAUAUGUUUUGUGAUUUAGAUUAGUGCACAUUUCAUAAUUAUAUUUUGUUUACACAAGGAUUCUUGUUUUGUGGGUAAAACUGACGUAUACCAGUUUCAUACUGUACAUUUACCAUUUUGUUGUACAUAUACAACUUUAUACUGCAUCCUAUAAGGUUUAGAAAAAAAAGACAAAACAUCUGCAGCAGAUACACAGGAAAUUGUGGUUUUGGUUAAUAUGAUGUGUAAUAGUUUUUAUUCUCUAUUGUUAUUUUAUUCAUUUUAUCUAUCUUCGGCAAAGUGUAAAUUUUCACUAAAAGGAUAAAGCUGCUGCAGGAACUUUAGAAAUAUAAUUUCAGUUCUGGUUCAGAUUUGACUGACACCCCAAUGUUUUUAUUUUCAUUUCAGUUUAAUCUUUUUAUUUUAGGAUUUAAACUACGUUAGCUACACAGUACUCAUGUUGAGGUCAGUUUCUCCCUAUUUUAGUUCCUUGUUUUCCAUCUCUUUUCCCUUUCUAUUUUUUCUUUUCAUUACCCCGUCUUCCCCUUUAAUCUCAAGUGGAAGGGAUUAAUGCCUCUCUGUUUACUUCCUCUUAAUUCUCCCUCUUCAUACUGUCGAUGAAGUCAUUUGAAUGCAACAUUUGAACGAGAGAGCGAGGGAGAGGGAGGAAUGAGAGCAACUGGAUGGGAAAGAGAGUGAUGGUGUUAGUGUGUGUGUGUGUGUGUGUGGAGGGGAGGUUAAAAGCAUCGGUGUGAUGCUGCUGCUCUCAGCAGAGUUGGUUGGGUUAGUUUGGUUUUUGUGCUGCUUUGUUUGGUGACUUGGCUCGACUUUGGAUCAUAUAGAGAUGGGUGGAGUCAUUCAGGAUUGCUCAUGCAUGGAUUAGAGCUGUUGGUUUUUAUCUCUGUGGUAUCGGAUGAGAUGACUGAUGACCAGCAUGGGACACUCAGAGAGGUUUUCUCUGACUUAAGAGCUCGAGCCUGAGCUGAACCUCUGAAGAAAGGAGGGCAGCGGGAAAAAAAGGGGAAGAAGAGAUAAAAUCAAACAAAUAAAAUCAGAGAGAAGUUUCUAAAAGAGAGGAAGGAAAGAUUUUGGGCAGCUGGAGGAAAACUGGGGAGGUCGAGCAAUGGGUAACUGCACCAAAGCAUCCAUGAAAGAAAAAAUGAAGAAGGGGGUAGUGGAUGGGCCCCUCAGGGGUAAGGUGAGGGCAGUGGGCCAGCAGGAUCCGCAGCCGGAGGGAGAGGAGAAUGAGGACGCGGAGGAUGAGCCAUUCAACAGUCCCUGCGGUGCAAUGGUGAAGAACUGCAACGUGCUGCACAACAUCGUGGGCCCAGCCUGGGUUUUCCUUAAACAGGGCUUUUCACAGACACUCGACAGAGAGCUGAGACCAGAGGAGAUUGAAGAACUCCGUGAGGCGUUUGUGGAGUUUGACAGGAACAAAAAAGGCUACAUCAGUCAUAAAGACCUGGGGGAGUGCAUGAGGACCAUGGGAUACAUGCCAACAGAGAUGGAGCUCAUCGAACUGAGCCAGCAGAUCUGUGGAGGUAAAGUGGACUUUGAGGACUUUGUGGAGCUGAUGGGACCCAAGAUGCUGGCAGAGACAGCAGACAUGAUCGGAGUCAAAGAACUACGAGAUGCAUUCAAAGAGUUUGACUCUAACGGUGACGGUCAGAUCAGUUUAACUGAGCUGCGUGAGGCCAUGAAGAAACUGAUGGGGGAACAAGUGACCAACAGAGAGAUCAACGAGAUCCUCCGAGAUGUCGACCUCAACGGAGACGGUCUGGUGGACUUUGAGGAGUUUGUGCGAAUGAUGUCUCGCUGACCGGUCCAGCUGCCCACAUGUCAGAUGGACGCACAGACAUUAUGCAACUGCUGGAUUAGUUAACACACUACAUUGUAGUGAACAUUAUUCUUCUGCUCUUAAGAGCCCUUAACCAAAAUUGUAUUUUUAUAUUAAAUAAAAACAAGCUUUGUAUAGACAAAUAGCAUCCAGCCUGCAACUGACAUCCACAUGUGAACUGAGGUGCAACACAAAGAUAAAGUAUUUGAACAGCUGUAAAACAUAUCAGAAGCUUAUAGACAACAUUUAUGACUGUUUUUAGAUGUAUUUUUAUAUAAUCAACGUUUGUCCUAUGAGUGUAAAAUCUUGUUUGUAAAACUGUAAAAAUCUUUUUUUUAAAUUAAAAUAUGUGCAA